UUUAGAAUUUCAACAUUAGGAAAAGAGGCAAUGGAUACCCCUACUCCAGCAUCGCUGAAACACAGUGUACGGAACUUAGUAGGUGUCAGUUGCAGAGCAGCUGUUAGGCUUCUCCUUCCCUUCCUCAUCAUUACCUUUGCCCGCCCCUCCACCUUCCUGCUGCUCUCCAUCCAUCCCCCUUCGCUUCCGCCUAUAUUUAAUUCCAGUUCAUGUCAUCAUCUCAAACAGCUCCGUGUGGUACAGAGUGGGACAUUGUAUUGGUGGAAGAAGGUAGCGGCGUCAUUAGAAUAUUCGUGAUCAUUAUAGCCUGUAAGAUGUAAGGGGGGUGUUGUGUUGACUGAUUGGAUUCAUUGCCGCCAUCUUGCCAUGGCCGGAGCAGUUUUCUUCAUGGGUUCUUUUUGACGGAUGCAACGCACGUUUCAAAGGUUUGCAGGUGUGACUGGAGUGGGUGCAAUGCGGACAAAUUCUAUGUUAUUCAUAGGAACGUUAGGAUGCAAUUCACCCCGUUUGGGUCGGGUGGGUAGCGCCCGUAGAGAAGGCACGAGAUGUGCAGCAUUGCGUGGUAAGAAUUGUGAGAAUUGUAUCGUGAUGCGUGGUCGAAUUUGAGGCUAAUGUUGUUGAGACCUUUGAAAUUGGAUGGCUCAAGGGCCAUUGUCAAUGAAGCUGCGAGACUAGGGUGGAGGUCGAGAAGUAAAGGUCAGUAGUUUCCGACGAUGGCGUUCGAAGAAGAACUGCGUAGCAUGCACGAUCAAACAUUGCGACCUAGGCUGCUGCACGCAGUCAUGGCAAACCAUCUACCUGAUGAUAAACAGGUGACCAGGACGCCGGGUCAAUUGUCCAUGGCUGUUGAAUCCCUUCGUCAACACCACUUGCUGUGGGAAAGCUCGAUUCUCGCUUGUCCUGAGUUGCAUUACAUGCAAGGAGCGAAGGUAUCGGACUUCAACAAUGGAGCUGUGGACGCAUGGAUUGAGAAACUGCUGAAUUUACUCUCCAGCACUGUAGCAGAGAACAGGUGGGCAGGAGCCUGUCUUCUUGGCGUGACUUGUCAGGAAUGCACUCGGCAACGCUUCUUGGAGUGUUACAGUUUGUGGUUCACUAAGCUGUUGAUACCUCUAAAGCAACCGACAGAUCCUAUCUUUGUGAGAGCAGCCGCGUGCGCUUCUCUCACUGAUCUUAUUGUCAGGUAUGCUCAACGUCGUUGCACGCUGGCCAGGAUGACGUCCCAUGUACUAAACUUCACAACCAGUAACUCGACUAUUGGAGGUUGUAGGCUUGAUUGCUUGAUUGCAACCUGUAUCAGAUUAGGAGGUCUGAUUGAAUUUGCUGGAGUACGACGAGAUGGCGCCAACCUCAUCUCGAAGUUGGUACAACCCUUGCUGCAAAUACUUGGAGACAAUGACUCAAGCGGCAUUUGGAAUGAGGCAAUGGAUCUUCUGUCUGCAUUGUUACGGUAUUUUCCAGCCUGCUUGCGCCAGCAAUCCAGUAGUUUUGAGGCUUUAUUGGUAGCACGUAUAAUGGAUGUAGAAUGCUUUACAGCCAUUCCUCAGAAAUGUGCAAAAACACUGGCGCUUCUUCCUAAAGCUCACGGGGAUGCUACUACAUGGAGCUCCUUACUACGUCGUAUUCUGAUUGCAACAAACUCCGAACUUGACUUCGCUUUUGCAAGUAUGGAAGAUGUCUCCACUGCAGAGGACGCAACUGCAUCAUUGCUUCCUCGUGGGGAAGAGCCACCUGUGCCACUCGGGGGCCGUGCAGUUUCUUCAAACGCUUGUGUACAACCAGGGAAAAGUCUCUGGGAGCGUCUCGUGCCCCGAGUUUCUAAUCUGCUGCAAUGCUGCAAUUAUCUCCUGACCACUCCGUUUCCAGUACCGGUACCCGCUCCGUUAGGUCCAUUGCUGGCCCUCAGUAUGCGUAUAUUACGUGUGGAUGGGUCUAGAUUGUCGUCAGCCUCACGGCUCGGAGGAACAAUUCCCUCCUCGCACCAAGCUGCGUUGUAUUCUGAACUCCCGGCAUUGCAUCUUACAGCCCUGAAUCUCUUAGCCUCAACAUUGCGUGGCAUUCGCAGCCAACUUAUACCACGAGCAGCUGAUCUCGUACGUUUAAUAACCGUCUAUUUCCGGCGUUGUGGACGAGUGCAUGCAACACUGCGCAUUAAGCUCUAUUCCAUCGCUCGUCAUCUCUUCGUGGCCAUGGGAGCCGGAAUGGCAUCUGGAUUAGCACCUGCUAUAGUGGGAAAUGCACUUUCAGACUUGAAAGGUUCUACUCCUGAAGGAAGUAUACCAUCUCCCAAACUAGGACGGGGACCCCCCAUCAGCAACUCAGUUUGGGCUUCUGGUGGAUGGAGUGGUUCCCAUGCUACCAAUACAAAGAAACGGAAGGAACCAGGUGGCAUUCCUGGCGAGAACUUAUGCAGUGGUGUGGAUUCAGCAAUCGCCACAGGGGGGGGGACAGCCCCUGUUGCUGUUCAAAUCGCUGCUCUUAAGGCUCUGGAAGCUCUCCUUACUUCCGGUGGAGCUCUACUUUCUGAGCGAUGGAGAGCAGAGGUAGAUGCAGUUCUAGCUAGAGUAGCUAUGGCCGCUGCAACAGGCUUUAUGUCAACAAGUCUCAAUUUGGAAGACGCCAACUUCAUGGAAGGAACAGUUGCAAACCCUUCCUCAGGAGAGUUCCAAGUGGCUGCGUACCAAGCUCUGCUGGCUUCUCUUCUGUCCCCCUGCUGCCAUCGCCCACCUUACUUGGCCCAAGGACUCGCAGUAUUUCGCAAUGGACGUCAAGAGGCUGGGACGGAAGUGGCCGCAGUCUGUGCACAUGCACUUCUAGCACUGGAGACCUUGAUACACCCCCGCUGCUUACCACCUGCAGGCACCCCUGCUGCUGUAGCAGCUGGUAUGUCAGCAGGACGUGCCACAUGCGCCACCCUUGUGCCUCACAUGCAGAGAACUAGCAAGCCUCCUCCAACACCCGCCCCAAUUCAAGAUGGAAUAACAACCGGAACUAUGGCCAACGGAUUUGCUGUCCCAGCUGUAAUGUCAACGUUGAAGAUUGGACAAGUUGCAAUAGAUCCGUGGGCUGAAGUAGACACAUGGCUCGGAUACGGAGAGGAUUUCGGUAACGAUGAUAGCUUGUUUUAUUCAGAAUCUGAUGGCAUUCUUCAUGUUGAAGAUUUCUCUAAUUCGCCGGGAUAUGGCGGUGCUCUUCUAAAUGGGACAAGUGGUCAGGUAGCGCCUUCUUGUGGACCAAAUGUAGAGAAACGAGCGGAUAGUUGCAUGGAUUUGAAAACUCAAGUUGUUGGGGUUCCGAGAGAGACAGUCUUGUAUGAUUUGCAGCCAAGCCACAUGGUUGGAGGGCAUCCUAACCUUUUGCAGCCACUGGAGAAGAGUAUUCUGGCUGAAGAGGAGUCUCGUCGGGAGCAGUGUGGGGUCGAGACUUUAAACUCUUCAGCCGCCGCGGAAACUCCCUCCCUAGGACCUAGCUUGCUGGAUAUACGGCCUGUCAUGGCAGCUCAAGAUACUGAAGCCAUCGCUAUGUCUCUGGAGAUGGAGAUGGAGAAAUCUGCAACAGGGAGAAUGGAUAAUCCUCAUGGAGAUGGACAAGAUGGAGGUGAUUUAUGUUCGAGCAUGCAGUCUAGAUUGCUAUCAACAGUGAACAGUUUCGAUGAGACCAAUAAUUCCAAUCAAGCACCUGGGGACGUAUUUGCAUACUCCAACGUGCCGGUGGACGUUCCAACAGAUUCUGACUCCGAAGGUGCUUUCCUGGGCAAUGUCGAUGAGAUUGAUGAAGAUGCUAAGUCAGAUUAAACCCCCUAAGUGGGAUUUCAUACGUACAUGAUUGUAAAGUAGGUUAUAAUUUUACUUUACAAUACUCGCAUAUAUUAUAACUCCUGCGAUUAGGAAUUAUAUCUUAACAUCCUUGAAUGAUGGUUGUAGUUAUUCCCGAAGGUAGAAAUUGAUAAUUAUCUGAAUCUGAAGAUGAUUUUUAACCCCAAUGGUCUCAACUUUUAAAACUUUACACGACGAAGUAGAAUUACUGAAUAGUCAUUAUUCUUAAUUCUGCAAUUAUCAAUUCAGCAAUUUUACAGAGCGAACUAUUCUGAUACAGAAAGUUAUCACACUGAAAAUGAAUAAGAUGAACAUUUAUGGCCAGGUUUAUGCUACUAAUUUAAUUUCAACUAUCAAACAUUGAAAUUGACAUAAAAAUGAUAAACCCUAAUUUAACGA
This is a messenger RNA of Physcomitrium patens, 4214 nucleotides long. RefSeq lists its product as uncharacterized. Lineage: Eukaryota; Viridiplantae; Streptophyta; Bryopsida; Funariales; Funariaceae. Gene Ontology annotation, cellular component: nucleus. The record is from RefSeq and is a predicted model, not a curated record. Gene Ontology annotation, biological process: rRNA processing.